This is a messenger RNA of Acipenser ruthenus (sterlet), 1342 nucleotides long. RefSeq names its product prokineticin-1. The coding region runs from base 164 to 484 and encodes 106 amino acids. The transcript is spliced from 3 exons. Lineage: Eukaryota; Metazoa; Chordata; Actinopteri; Acipenseriformes; Acipenseridae. The record is from RefSeq and is a predicted model, not a curated record.
AGAAGAGCAGGGAGACAGGAGAGAAACAGAGAGAGAGAGAGAGAGACAGAGAGAGAGAGAGAGGGGGCUGAUCCAACACAUCCAGCUUGAGCAUCCCAACAGAGACUGAGCAGCACUGAGAGAUACUCUCCACCUUCUUCCAAGCUCCUGCCAAGCUGGUGCAAUGAUGAAAAGCACACUGCUGUUUACCUUUCUCUUGGCUUUACUAACUAGCGCCAGCUGUGCCGUGAUCACUGGGGCCUGCGAGAGGGACGUGCAGUGUGGACUGGGCUCAUGCUGUGCUGUCAGUCUGUGGCUCCGGGGUCUACGCAUGUGCACCCCAAGGGGGAGAGAGGGGGACGAGUGCCACCCCUACAGCCACAAGGUGCCCUUCUAUGGGAAGAGACAGCACCACACCUGCCCGUGUCUGCCGCAUCUCAUCUGCACCUGGGUUAUGGACGGCAAAUACCGGUGUUCUGAGAAUUAUAAAAACAUAGACUUUUAAAUAACGAGAGAGAGCUAGAGAGAGAGAGAGAGAGAGAGAGAGAGAGAGAGAGAGAGAGAGAGAGAGAGAGAGAGAGAGAGAGAGAUGAAACAUGAAACAUUCUUAUUUCAGUAUUGCUGUAACAAGGAAGAAAUGCACUAGCCUAGAUGAAGGGAUCUGGAGCUACAGCUAUGGCCUGAUUUCGAAAUGUCACAUUUUUUAAUUUGUCAUUUUUUCGUUAAGUAUAAUGGAAACUGCAAAGCGGUAUGUGAUUCAAUGUGUUAAUGUCACAUUAUUCAGCACGUGUCAUUCGACUUUGUGAAGCAAAAUGAGUUAAUUCUAUGGGGUGCAACCUGAUUAGAUCCACUGAACACGGAGUUCAAUUCAAUUGAUCAAUGUAUUCAGUUGAAUUGAUCCCGAAGUCUGGAAGGUUACUCAUGUGAGCUGAGAAAAAAAACAACUGUGUAUAAAACAGAGGAGUCGGACUGGUUAAAGUGUAUGCGUUCAGAAAAUAUAUUUAAAAAAUACCUGAAAGAAAGGGAAUUGUAAUAACGUUUGAAAAAGUUUUGAAAACUAUUCAGAACUAUUAAACAAAUGGCAUUUAUUUAUUCAUUCAUUUAUUUACGUUUCUUGUUUGAACUUGUUUAAAAACUCCUUUGUUGCUGUUUUUUGUGUCCUUUUAAAAAAAAAAACUGUACAAACAUUUGCAAAUAAAUGUAAAAUUGAACAAACUGUCAUAAACGGAGCUGUAUUUCGGUUAGCGUCCGUUCAUUGCCCUGUUUCGCUACACGUGUGUUUUACAGACUGAAUCAGACAGCGACACUCGAUGCUGAUCGCUCUUCAAUGAAAGGAUUUUCAGAGAGAAGACUGAAGCGGAAC